GUUGUGACCGAGAUAUCAGAGCUGACUGAGUGUCAGCUUGAUAGCACUUGAUAAGCUUUUCACAAUGAUGAGUGCGGGAUGAACAGUUGGCUGCGAGAAUCACCACUGCGCGUGUCGCUCGGUCGACGUCGUGUGCCUUCGCCUCUGCACGAUGUCGACCCUGCUGCUGCCUUCCAGUCAUUUAUUAAACAUUGGCAGCAAACACGUGAAAUUAUUAAUAGAACUCAAUUGAGGGGUCAGGUGUUUGCUGAUGAUGUGACGGCUGUAAUCAAUCACCUGGCUCAGAUGGUCACAUUGCUGUUAGUGGACUUGAAGCAGAUCAUGGCUCAUGGUGCACGCACUCACAAUGGCAUAGCACAGAGAAGUAGAGGGGGCAAUAGCAGUGAAUUGAAUACCACAGGAAAUCCCUUAGAAGGCAUUCAAGAAUUCAGCAACAGUCAUCACUCAUCUUUACCUGCAGAAAAUCCACCUCACACUCCCAUCUUUGAUCAUUUCCUUGGGGAAGAAAUUCUUGACACUAUUCUGACAUGGAGCCUCAGCACUGGAGAAUUUGUAAAUGCCAUGAAGUUGGAACAACUAAAGGUCCAUGAGCAACUGCUGAGUCAUGCACGACAAGAAAUCCUGGUGUACAAGCCCAUCAUCCGUCCUCUGCUACGACUCCUGGCAGCUUGUGGUGGUUGUGUUCCUGUAGAUGUUGAGAAACGUCUUGUUGUACUUCUCAAUCAACUCUGUGUAUCACUCAUGCAUAACCAUCAUUUACUAGAUUUUUUCUUCCAGUUCUCCAGUGAUCAAGGCCCUACUAAAUUCGUGAUAUUCUCCCUCUUGCUGCCAUUUGUUCAUCGUGAGGGUGGCAUAGGGCAGCAGGCCAGGGAUGCUCUGCUUCUCUGUAUGGCCCUUUCAUCAUCACACACAUCUGUUGGCCAGUACAUUGCUCAGCACUCAAACUUUUGUCCUGUAUUAGCAGCGGGUCUUAGCGGCUUGUACUCCAUGCUGCCACGCUCAUUGGCUGUAGAGUCUGAUGGCUGGCACCGCCUCAGUAUGGAAGACAUCGUAGAUAUUCCUCAACUCCAGUUGUUCUUGAAUUCUCUGGAAUUCUGCAAUGCAGUUGUUCAGGUUGCCCAUCCUCUUGUAAGAAAGCAGUUGGUGGAGUUCUUGUAUCAAGGAUUCCUUGUUCCUGUCUUGGGUCCAGCACUGCAUCAGGGUGAUGCAGUCAAUGGGGAUGUUCAAGCACACAACACUACUGUUUUUCUGCAGUCAGUGGUUGGGGAGGUUGUUGCAGCCACAACAUAUGUGGAGCUGUGCUUGCGUACAGUGACAGAACCAGAGCUGCGUAGAGUAUUUUUGGCGUUCCUCCUCACCUCUCCAAAUAAUCCUGCAGUGGAGCCUCCUAUUAUCACUAUUCUUAUAUCAAGACUCCACACUCCUAAUACUCAACUUUGUCUAGUUACAUUAAGUCUCUUUUGGACAUUGGUUGAACUGAAUUGUGAAGACCUGAUGGUGGCACUUGUUUUCCAAUACCUCACUCCAUGCACACAUGUGAUGCUCUCCCAGCGUUCCCGUCUCACACAGCCUCCUAAUCCUGCAGCCAAGUCUUCUCAUAAGCUUGUGCAUCUCAUACCAGAGGUGUGUCAGGUAGAAAGCUGUCAAAUGGAGUCGGAAACUUUAGAAGCAUCGAAUGCCCAACAGUCAUCAUCUAUACCCCAGUCUUCACCAGUCAUAAUAGCUGUACCACGCCAUCAACGAUCUUUAUCCAAUGCUUCUACUUGCUCUUCAGAGAGUGAUUCAAUAUUUCUAGACCAACCAACAACAUAUUCACAGUACCUCAAAGAAGCUCAAAUGAGAAUAGCAGGGAGUAUUGCUGCAUGUGCCCACUGGACAUGGAGAUAUGAUGGCCUUCACCCCUCACCUUCUCAAGCUGUAGAAAUGUUAAACACUGCUCGGGUCAACCCACCAAUGCUAUAUGCCAAGCUACGAGCUCACUCUGAUCCCACACCUAUUAAGUCUACAGACUUAACACAAGCAGACUCUAAAAUUCGCAGCUCCAGUUUCCCAUCUGAUGACAGAACUAGUAAAAGUGAAGUAAAACCAGUGCUCAAUGGUAUAUGUGAUUGUGAAAAUAACAUAAGCAGAUCAGCUCAACCUGGAGCUCUGGGAGGUAGAGGAGUAACUGGCCAAAAUGGGGAUGAAGAUAAUCUUGAUUCACUUGGAGAGAGCAGUGGUUAUGAGAGUUUUAAUAUUAGAGCAUCGAGGGAUUCUUCUCCAGUUGAUAGUUCUCAUGGAUCACCUAGAAACCAGUUAAUUCACCAAGGGCCAAUACAAAGUUACUCAAGAGAGAGACAAGGUUCUGGAAUGGUAAGUGAAGAAGACCAGGAGUUUAUUGAUUCUUUGCAAAGGUCAUCAACUCCAACAGAACUCACUGGACUUGAGGAAACUAUUAGUGAAAUUGACCAAGCAUUUACUGCUUUCAAGAUAUAUGAUGUUAGUCCCUCGAAGUCUUACAAUAAGGUGUAUCAGCUGGAGAUUAUGGGUGAAGAAGGAGACUGGGACAGUCCACCCUGGCUUGGUCAUGACUCUUCUCCGGAAGUGGUUGAGAAGGCUUCUGCACCAGAGUCACAGUCAAGACCAACAAUUGGACCAUUCUUGGAGGCCUUGAUGUUACGUAUUGAUCAGAUGUUGUCAUCUAGUAUUCACGUCAACCUGCUGGUGACCACAAUCUUGAGCCACCUCGCCUCUUACCCCACACCUCUACUAUCUUCGCUGCUACUCGACACAUCCAUUGUCUUCCAACCGUCUGUUCGAUCACUAGUACAGGUGGUAAGUGGUCUGAAGCAGCGAAUUGAUGGAGUUCUUACAACUGAAGAUGUCACUCAUUUAUCCGAAGCCAGGUCGUGGUUUGUUAUGAGACUGAUUGUUCCACGCUACUCUCCCUCCACUCCACGCACACGUUCAGUGUCGUCAUCUUCAACGGAAACCCCUCUUAUUAGAGGAGAAGGAAAGCGACGCAGUAUCUCACAGACAAUGUCCGCCUUGUUUCGCCGUAACACUAAUAUUGAGCGGCCGGCAAUAAAAGAGAAUCCCCUUGAGGAUCUUCCUGACAAAUCUGGCUACAGGUAUGUAAAACGAGCAUCAGUUGCAAGUGUUGGCCCAAAUGCAAGUUCGGGCUCUGUGGCUGAGAAACGACACGCAGCAAGAUGUGCAGUACUUCUGCAAGAUUGGUUGCUAGAGUUAUCUGCUCUUGCACAAGAACAAAUGGUGGCAGUGCCAAGUUUAACAUUCAGAAUUCCCUCUAGUUGACAAUGACCCAUGUUUGUGUUUGAUGCGUGGAUGUCAAGCUCUGAGUGCCACACAAAUGUACAUGCAUAUAUUGUGCAUUUUGUCAGAUAUUAUAAUAUCUCCAAAGUUGACACAAGUUUAGUGCUCAUUAUGUAAGUGCUGUCAUAUUACUACCAGUUGGCAUUUAAAAUUUAUAAAUUAUAGUUAACUAAAGGGUUAAUAUAACAGUUUCCAAAGACAGUAGUUUUAUUGGUUUAUUAAUAACUCACUUCUUUGAGUGUGUAUAUAAUUAUAUAAAUAUUAUAUAUAAAUAAAUAUAUUUUUUGGUGAUUAAUAGCCUUGUGUCCUUUUUCAUAUCACUUGAAUACAGCAAUAUAAUACACUGUAAUUUUAAAUGUAUUUAUAUGAGUGUUAAAUAAUAGUACUAACACUAAAGAAGAGACACAAGUCAAUAUAAAACAGUAGAGAGUGCAACAAUGUUUUCUGAUUAUCAAUGCAUUACUCAUUAAGAGCAAUAAGGUUGUUAUAUAGCACUGUUAAGUUUUGAUUCUCUGCAGUGCAAUGAAUUCUUGGCCAGGAAGUCUGUGAAUUAUUAUUCUCAUGUAAAUGUUUCAUUUCA
Messenger RNA from Homarus americanus (American lobster), 3892 nucleotides. Its product is annotated as FHIP family protein CPIJ015043-like. The transcript has 16 exons. The coding region runs from base 79 to 3294 and encodes 1071 amino acids. NCBI's taxonomy places the organism in Eukaryota, Metazoa, Arthropoda, Malacostraca, Decapoda, Nephropidae. The record is from RefSeq and is a predicted model, not a curated record.